Microcebus murinus (gray mouse lemur) is the source of this 1333-nucleotide messenger RNA. RefSeq names its product exosome component 4 (gene EXOSC4). Gene Ontology annotation, cellular component: cytoplasmic exosome (RNase complex); nuclear exosome (RNase complex); nucleolus. Gene Ontology annotation, molecular function: RNA binding. Gene Ontology annotation, biological process: rRNA catabolic process; poly(A)-dependent snoRNA 3'-end processing; nuclear mRNA surveillance. The record is from RefSeq and is a predicted model, not a curated record. Lineage: Eukaryota; Metazoa; Chordata; Mammalia; Primates; Cheirogaleidae.
ACCACCUAUGGUGAGGCUCACCUAACCUCUGAUCUCUUGCCCGUGAAGGCCAAAUGACCACUAGUUGCCCAGACCUGCCCCAGGCCUCUGGGUCCCUACAGAAAUCCCCUCAUGGAAGAUGGAAGCUUCUUUGUCCCAGGCCAGCCCAGGUGUGUUAUAAGGAUAUUUUCUGAAAGGACAACUGUAAAAACUAAACAGUAAGAAAACAACAGAGAAUGCGUCCCAGCUGGGAGAACGAACGUAUUUAUGGCCACGCAAGGACAGAGACAGAGGCCUGCGCUACCCUCCAGCAGGCGCUGCCUCGCGGCGACCCUGGAGCAGACUCCAUGGAGAUCAAACAGAAGCAAAGGCGAGCAGGCUUUCAACGCCAGGAAUGAGGCCUUCGGUUAGCCUACCCUCCCUGCGAUCGGAAGUGCGGACUGACCGCCGGAAGUAGCAUCUCCCCGGGACCGGAAGUGCUGGGGGUAACAAACGGAAGUUGAGAUCCCCGGGCCUCCGGUAGCUGUAGGUCUCUGUAGGGGCAGAGACAAGGGUUCGCCGACGGACGGCAUGGCGGGACUGGAGCUCUUGUCGGACCAGGGUUACCGGGUAGAUGGACGGCGUGCUGGGGAGCUGCGCAAGAUCCAGGCGCGCAUGGGCGUGUUUGCACAGGCUGACGGCUCGGCCUACAUCGAGCAGGGCAACACCAAGGCGCUGGCGGUGGUCUACGGGCCGCACGAGAUCCGGGGCUCCCGUGCUCGAGCCCUGCCAGACCGGGCCCUGGUGAACUGUCAGUAUAGUUCAGCAACCUUUAGCACAGGUGAGCGCAAGCGACGGCCACAUGGGGACCGUAAAUCCUGUGAGAUGGGCCUGCAACUACGCCAGACCUUCGAGGCAGCCAUCCUCACAAAGCUGCACCCACGCUCCCAGAUUGACAUCUAUGUGCAGGUGCUGCAGGCAGAUGGUGGAACCUACGCAGCUUGUGUGAAUGCAGCUACACUGGCAGUGCUGGAUGCUGGGAUACCCAUGAGAGACUUUGUGUGUGCGUGCUCAGCUGGCUUUGUGGAUGGCACAGCCCUGGCGGACCUCAGCCAUGUGGAGGAAGCAGCUGGUGGCCCUCAGCUGGCCCUCGCCCUGCUGCCAGCUGCAGGCCAGAUUGCAUUGCUUGAGAUGGAUGCCCGGCUGCAUGAGGACCACUUAGAGCGGGUGCUAGAGGCCGCUGCCCAGGCCGCCCGAGAUGUGCACACCCUGUUGGACCAUGUGGUCCGGCAGCAUGUGCGUGAAGCCUCUAUCUUGCUGGGAGACUGAGUACCCAGCCACCCAUCUCCAGAAUAAAGCCCUGUUCUAAUGCUUA